CGAAUAUUUUCCACUUUCCAGAAAUGCCCUCUCGUUCGUUCACCUCACCAACUCGAGCUCACUCUCUCUGGUUCCCCUCUCACCCACCCCCUUCUCGAUCCCCUCCAGAUCCCCGUCGUCGCCGGCCUCUCCUCGUCGUCGUUCGCCGGCCUCUCCUCGCCACCACCGCGCACUCUGUUUCCUCCCACCGCGCACCCUGUUUCCUCCGGCCGCGCACACCGCACCGUAGGUCAAAAGCUUGCUUUUUUAGGCGCCGUCGACGAGCUUCUGGGCGGCGGAGGAUGGAUCCGCGUGCACUGAAGUUGGAUCCGCGCGUCUCGACGCCGUAGCAGCGCCGUCCUCCUCCACGACCACACAACCGCGUCGGCGGAGGACCCGAAUCCCUAGCCAGCGAGCUCAGGCAGCCAUGGAUCCAUGGUCGAUGCCAUGGAAGAGCCACCAACAGCAGCAGCUAAGAUAUGGACAUGCAGGCCGCUGCGCUCCCUGAUGCAUCAUGCGUGCUGCCCUCCCUAACCACCGCUUCUCGGACUCUACUUCUUCCUUGGUCACCAUGGAAGGUGGAGUGUUGUUGAGGUCUGGGAGAACCAUCUUCUACAGGCGAGACGACGAGGCCGUUGUCAGUGGUGAGCUGGUACUACAGGAGAAGGAACAUGCCCAAGAGAAGAAGGAUCACGCCCAGGACAACAAGAAGGAGCAGGAUAAGGCCCUAAGGACCUGGGAUCGCUGCUGCUGGACCUGGGACCUGGGAUCGCUGCUGCUGGAGCUGGGACCUAGGAUUGCUGCUGCUGGACCUGGGAACUAGGAUCGCUGCUACUGUGUGCCUCCUUGGCACCCCUGGAUUUGGGAUCGCCGCUGGAGACAAGGACCUGGGAUCGCUGUUGGAGGCGAGGACCUGGGAGCGCAUGGGACCUGGGCGCAUGGAGGAGAAGCAGGGGCAGGCGGAGGAGAAGCAGGGGCGGGCGGGCGGACGAUGUCCUGGUGAACAGGCGGGCUAUGGCCUAGCGGAUGGAGGAAGAAGAUGAUGGGGAUACCGAUUCAAACUAGGGGCAACGAUGUAAAUUCCACCGUUUUCACCUGGUCGGAACGAAUCCUCCAGCGACUUACAUUUCGGAACGGAGGGAGUAGUUUAUAUGCAGCAGGGCUAAUAAAUCGUUUCAUCAGCUGGCCGAGCAAAUCGUUCGUGGGGGCAUCGCAGAUUUUUGUACAGCGCCACGCCUCGAUCCGCGAUGGCCUUGCGGGUGUUGCUGAAGAAAUCCUACUCCCAGCUGGCCGGAUCUUUCUCGGGCGCGAGUAGGCUGGAGUUGCACCGGUGUGCCCAUGGAUCUCGACACCGACGACCUGCGUCGCAGACACCUGAGGAAGGCGGUGUUGCGUCUCUCAGUAAUGCUCUUAGUGGAGGUCUCCAUCCUAGACUGGCGAUCCCCAAUAACAAUGGGCUCCAUGGCUUUACAGCAAGGUACUUGAACACCUCUCCAUGUCCUCGUGAGCUUGUUACAAGAAGCUGCUCAAGGACUGGUGUGAACUCAGUAAACAUAAAUCACAUCAUGAAGUCAGCAUCUGUGCGUCCAGCUACAGGGGCUGGGCGAACUUUCUCUUCCAAGACGACCACCAGUGACGAACCUUCAAUUGAAUCACAGAUCAAAGCGAAUUGAGUCGCGUUUCGAAGGAAAAUAAGGAUUACUUCCAAUGCAUUUGUUGCUUUCGGCGUUCUGUAUUGUGGCGCACUUAUUCAUAAACAUUUAGAUUAAGAUUAAAGACGCUGGUGCCAGGGUUGUGGUGGAAGCGCUGAACCCUCGAACUCCAGAUAGAGCAGAGCGGGAUGGAGUCAUUAUAAAGGACAUCAAAGUGUAAAAUGGUGCUGGGUGUGCUUCUGCAUUGUAUAUAGAGAUGUCUAGUGGAGUUGCUCAUUAGUUGGCUCAAAUUGCUAGUAGGAGUUGCAUUGUUAGUUCUUUAUGUCUACACGAUUGUGUUUUCUUUUGAGGGCACUCCUCUGUUAAACAGGGGGAGUACCCUUUAUAGUGUUAACGCGGUUGUUCAUAA
Messenger RNA from Triticum aestivum (bread wheat), 2040 nucleotides. RefSeq lists its product as uncharacterized. The coding region runs from base 1227 to 1652 and encodes 141 amino acids. The record is from RefSeq and is a predicted model, not a curated record. Lineage: Eukaryota; Viridiplantae; Streptophyta; Magnoliopsida; Poales; Poaceae. The transcript has 8 exons.